AAUUUUCAAAAAGUGACCUAGAGACCCGAGCCAAAAAGUACACUGACCCUUUUCUUUUCUUUCACCCUCGGUCUCCCCGGACUCUACUUUCUCUCUCUCAACUUAUUUCUUUCUACUACCGUCAUCCAAACUGACCAGCGGCGUUUGGCUUCCGCUUUUUCUUUAAUUCAUUCUUUCUCUUUGGAUUUUCUCAAAGCCAAACUCAACCUAACUUAUUGGCCAACUCGCGUUCAUCAUAAUAACUGCAUUUAUUCUGCUUUUCCUGAAAUUAGUUUUCUGGGCAGAGUUUCAAGUUAAGAGCGCAGCUUAUCAGUUUUUGAAGGCUGCUUGAAAUUUUAUGCGGAGUGCAAGGUUACCAGAUUCGAUGGAUGAAGAAGACCUUGCAACAGAGCACAAAGUGCCAUCUGGUCUCAUAAAAGCGAUAAAGUUUGAUGUUUUAAGCGGGGAAGAUAUAGAGAAGAUCUCUUCUUUGGAGAUAAAUGCGCCCGGGCAGGUCACUUGUUCUGAUUUGGGACUUCCAAAUUCGUCUUAUGGGUGCACGACAUGUGGUUCAAAAGAUAGAAAGUCCUGUGAAGGUCAUUUUGGAGCAAUCAAAUUUCCUUUUACCAUAUUACAUCCAUACUUCAUGGCAGAGAUUGCAGAAAUCUUGAAAAAAAUUUGCCCUGCAUGUAAAUCUAUUCGACAUGAAUUACGGAUCAAGCGUCAUAAAUCACUCCUUGGAAUCAAUAAUCAGCCCAAAGGUUGCAAAUAUUGUUCUGGAAAUGGUAUGGGCCGUUAUCCCGCCAUGAAAUUCAGAGUUUCAUCCAAUGAUUUCUUCAGGAGAACUGCAAUUAUUGUGGAAGUAAAUGAUGCAUCUUUAAACAAGAAAAGAAAUUUGGGGCGAGGACUGCCUGCUGAUUAUUGGGAUUUUAUUCUUGGAGAUGCUCAACCAGAAGAAAAUCAUGUAAAUAGGAGGGUUUUAUCACCCGUUCAGGUUGAGCAAUUAUUAAGUGGUGUUGAUUCAAACUUCAUUGAAAAGUAUAUACCAAGCAUGGAUUUGGUUGGUCUCAGUUGCUUCCUGGUGGCACCAAAUUGUCAUCGUGUCACGGAAGUCCCUCAUCGACUUUCUGGGGGAUAUCCAUUGAGUUUUGAUAACAGGACCAGAGCUUGCAAGAAAUUGGUUGAUUUCAGGGGUACAGCAAAUGAGUUAAGUUCUCGUGUUUUGGAUUGCUUGCGGUUUUCCAAGAUAAAUCCUGAUAGAACACCAAUUAAUGUUUUUACUGAGUUGCAACAAAGAAAGGUUGGAGAAAAUGCUUGCAAUUCUUCUGGCUUAAGAUGGAUGAAAGAUGUAGUUCUUGGAAAACGCAAUGACAGUACAUUCCGAACUGUGGUUGUUGGUGAUCCAGACCUCGAGAUAAGUGAAAUUGGUAUACCCUGUCAAAUUGCAGAAGGUUUGCAGGUUUCUGAGUACGUAAAUAGGCAGAAUAAGCAAAAUUUGCUUUACUGUUGUGAGCUGCGUUUACUAGAGAAGGGGCAUAUAAAUGUUCGCAGAAAGGGUAAACCAGUGGUUCUGUAUAAAAAAGAAGAUUUGCAGAUAGGAGACGUAAUUUACCGGCCUCUUGUUGAUGGGGAUAUAGUGUUGAUAAAUAGACCUCCUUCCAUACAUCAACAUUCUAUGAUUGCUCUCACGGUUAGGGUUCUUCCAAUACCUUCUGUAGUAUCUAUUAACCCAAUCUGUUGCUCACCUCUGAAGGGGGAUUUUGAUGGUGAUUGCCUUCACGGGUAUAUUCCACAAUCUGUUGCUGCUAGAGUGGAGCUUAACGAGUUGGUUGCUUUGGAUAAGCAAUUGAUUAAUGGGCAGAGUGGUACAAAUCUGCUUUCGCUUUCUCAGGAUAGUUUAACUGCUGCAUAUUUGCUGUUGCAAGAUGGGGUCCUUUUGAAUGUUUACCAAAUCCAGCAACUUCAAAUGCUUUGCAAUAGAAAAUUAACACCCCCUGCAAUUGUAAAGGCUCCUUCAAGUAAUACCUCAUUUUGGAGUGGCAAGCAAUUGGUCAGCAUGCUCUUGCCUUCUAAUUUUGACUACGCUUUUCCUUCAAAUGAUGUUUUUGUUAGUGAUGGGGAGCUGAUAUCUUGUUCGGAGGCUUCUGGGUGGUUACGCGAUUCAGAGAACAAUGUUUUCCAAAGUCUUGUGGAAAAUUUUCAAGGGGAGACUCUGGAUAUUUUGCAUGGUGCACAGAAAGCUCUUUGUGAGUGGUUGUCUAUGACUGGGUUUAGUGUUUCCCUUUCAGAUUUGUACCUUUCUUCUGAUACCUAUGCGCGUAAAAACAUGAUGGAGGAAAUCUCAUAUGGAUUACGAGAAGCCGAACAGGCUUGUGAUUUCAACCAGUUAUUGGUAAAUCAUUUUUGUGAUUUUCUUUCAGGAAGUCUAGCAGAUAGUGAAAAUGAUAUGACUGUUGACGUGGAUCGUCUGAAUUAUGAAAGACAAAUAUCUGCUGCUCUAAGUCAAGCGUCAGUUGAUGCUUUUAAACAGGUUUUUCGCAAUAUUCAAAGUUUAGCUGAUAAACACGCGUGCAAGGAAAAUACUUUCCUUGCUAUGUUUAAGGCUGGAAGUAAGGGUAAUUUACUGAAAUUAGUGCAACAUUCCAUGUGCCUUGGACUUCAACAUUCCCUGGUUCGCUUGUCAUACAGAAUUCCACGGGAACUCACAUGUGCUGGUUGGAACAGUCAUAAGGGGCUUCAUUCAACAGAAAUGUUUUCUGAACCAGGCCAAUCUUACAUUGCUCAUGCUGUGGUUGAAAGCUCUUUUCUUACUGGGUUGAACCCACUUGAAUGUUUUGUUCAUUCAGUGACGAAUCGUGACAGCUCUUUCAGUGACAAUGCAGACCUUCCUGGGACAUUGACCCGUAGACUUAUGUUCUUCAUGCGUGAUAUGUACGAUGCAUAUGAUGGAUCUGUGAGAAACUUAUAUGGGAAUCAACUUAUUCAGUUUUCUUAUGAUGCUGAAGAGGAUUUGUCUUGUGAUAGCAAUUUUCGAGAGGAUAUUAUAGGCGGUGAACCAGUCGGAGCGCUUUCUGCUUGUGCGUUUUCUGAGGCUGCUUACAGUGCUUUGAGUCAGCCUAUUAGUCUACUUGAAGCAUCACCUUUGCUGAAUUUAAAAAAUGUUCUGGAGUGUGGUUCAAGGAAAAGAAGUGGUGAUCAGACAGUGUCUUUAUUUUUGUCUGAGAAAAUUGGUAAACAGAGAAAUGGGUUUGAGUAUGCAGCACUGGAAGUUAAGAAUUAUUUGGAAAGAUUAAUGUUCUCAAACGUUGUUUCUACUGUCAUGAUAAUAUUCACUCCACAGUCUUGCAAUUUAGAAAAACACAGUCCUUGGGUUUGCCAUUUUCAUUUAGACAAGGAAAAUUUAACAAGAAGAAAUUUAGAAGUGCAUUCUAUCAUUGACUCCCUUUACCAGAGAUAUGACUCCUUCAGAAAAGAUUCAAAAUUCACUCUUCCCAAUAUGAAAAUAUCAAGCAAGAAAUAUUGUAUAGAUUGCAUGGCUAAGGAAGGUGGAGAAACCUCUGUUUAUAAAAAAAAAGACAGUGAAGAUUGCAUCACCGUCACACUUGUCGAAGACUCUAAGAAUGCUGAACAGCUGGAUGCUAUUCGAAAUGUUCUGAUUCCUUUACUUUUGCAAACAGCUAUAAAAGGAUUUUUGGAGAUCAAGAAGGUUGACAUUCUCUGGAAGGAUCUUCCAAAAGUAUCGAAAUCUUAUGGUUCUUCUGGUGAACUAUACUUGAAGGUUACCAUGGCCACUGACAAUGACAGUGGUGCAUUCUGGGGUUCACUGAUAAACCAUUGUCACAGAAUAAUGCCGUUAAUUGACUGGACACGAAGUCAUCCUGAUAACAUUCAUCAUUUCUGCUCAGCCUUUGGAAUCGAUGCAGGAUGGCAGCAAUAUCUCCAUAAUUUGUCGUCUGCAACAUCUGACACUGGCAAGUCAAUCCUUCCUAAGCAUCUGCGCCUUGUUGCCAAUAGUCUUUCAUCUUGUGGAGAGUUUGUGGGAUUAAAUGCUAAAGGCAUGGCGCGGCAAAGAAAACAUGCAGCUGUUUCAUCACCCUUCGUGCAAGCAUGCUUUUCAAAUCCCGGCACUUCCUUUUUAAAAGCUGCAAAGUCUGGAGUCGUAGAUGAUCUCCAGGGCAGCCUGGAUGCAUUGGCUUGGGGAAAUUGUCUCCCCAUGGGGACAGGUGGGCAGUUUGAUAUUAUAUACUCAGAGAAGGUACAAGAAAUUGAUAAGCCUGUAGAUGUAUAUGGUCUGCUAGAAACCAGUUUUAGCAAGCUUGAACAAGAGACUGUUAUCCCUCAAUCUCACAAAUAUUCGUCCAGAAAUUGCAAUUCAGAGUUUAGGCAUAAAAAUGGUGGUUACGCUCCAAAAGAGUCUAAGUGGAAGGGUGCUAUAAGAAAUAACAUUACUGCAAAUGAUAUUCAGAAGCUUACUACUGCAUCAAGGUUCAUACUGAACAAGUAUCUGGUUGAUGAGAUACUAGGUGAGAGAGACAAGUCAACAAUAAUGAGGGUUUUGCAUUUUCAUCCUCGUAAAAAUGAGAAGCUUGGCUCCGGACUACAAGACAUAAAGGUUGGAUGGCAUCCCAAGUUUACAGAUAGCCGAUGUUUUUUUAUAAUACGAACGGAUGGGACUGUUGAAGAUUUUUCAUACCGCAAAUGCGUUAUUGCUGCUCUUGAUAUUAUUGAUCCAGAAAAGUCAAAGAUCCAAAAGAAAAAAUGGUCAGAAAAUGAUGACAUAGGAACAAAAAAAUGGUCACGAAAUGAUGACAAGGAAGCUAAAAAAAGAUCUGAAAACUAUGACAAUGGAGUAAGGAAAUGGUCAGAAAGUUAUGACCUAAAAACUAAAAAAUGGUGGAGAAGUGAUGACUUGGAAGAUAAAAAAUGGUCGAGAAAUUAUGACAUCGAAGCUAAAAAGUUAAAAACAGUUGAAGGAUAAUAGUAGUAGUGUCACAACUCUAGAUGCACAAAAAACGACGUUGUUUUUCUACCUUCGAUUUCAAAGGUUGUCGCAAAUCAAUGGUAGAGAGGCACUGUUGUCUUUUGUGGCUUUAGAGUUUUGUAAUCGGUAUUAGGGUAGAUAAUCCGGCCUCUUAUUUUGUUGUGUAUUAUCUCUAUAUGUUAGAAUAGUAGUUAGCCAGUGUUGAAAUGUAGCUUUCGAUGAAUUUAGCUCGUAUGAUAGUAGCAGCAGUGCAGCGAAUCAAGAUGAAACAAAGGAGACGAGACAUAGAAGAGAGUGUACAAGUUGAAGUAAGUAUGACUGACUGUACAUUUUUUGAACAAUUAACUUUCCUUGUUUAUGUAUGAUAAAGGUGGGAUGGGUGCUAAAUCUUAAGAGCUUCUUUUUGCUACUUUCACUAUUAUUUUUUUGCCUCCGGCUCCGACUAUGUUAGGCAAAUAAAGAACUAGUGAAAGUAGCAACGGGAAGCUUGCUACGUGCAAAGAUUUACCUCCAGACCAAAUGUAUUGAUAUGAAUAUUUUGUAGUGAAA
Molecule: messenger RNA, 5509 nt
Organism: Vicia villosa (hairy vetch)
Lineage: Eukaryota; Viridiplantae; Streptophyta; Magnoliopsida; Fabales; Fabaceae
Product: DNA-directed RNA polymerase IV subunit 1
Exons: 17
Coding region: 338-4957 (1539 amino acids)
Biological process (GO): DNA-templated transcription
Cellular component (GO): RNA polymerase II, core complex
Molecular function (GO): DNA binding
Source: RefSeq, a predicted model, not a curated record